Messenger RNA from Aspergillus lentulus, 1845 nucleotides. Lineage: Eukaryota; Fungi; Ascomycota; Eurotiomycetes; Eurotiales; Aspergillaceae. The record is from RefSeq and is a predicted model, not a curated record.
AUGCGGCCCGAUGGUAUCUCGAGUGCAAAUGGCUUCUCCCAGGCGUCAAACGGCCUGAGUGCAUCUCCGUCGCGGAAGACAGUUUUCGCUCACUCUUCCAACAGCCAGCCAGCACACUCAUCCUCAAAUGGCGAAACUCAGAAGAAUGGCUCCUCGAAAACGUCAAAGAGGUCUUCCUCUUAUUUCGGGCACGACCGAGAAGAAGUGACUAGGAUACUGAUACAAAGUCUGUAUGAGCUUGGAUACGACGGGGCUGCCUCGCUACUUUCCAUGGAAAGCGGCUAUCAGCUGGAAAGUCCGGCAGUUGGUAUAUUCAGGAAGGCAGUUCUUGAGGGGUGUUGGGCUGAGGCGGAGGAUAUCCUGAUUAAAUCAUUCACACCUGAUGUAGAUGUGCGAGAUACAGGCUUCAGCUCUGGGAAACCUGCAACCACAGAGAAGCUGCUAUUGGUGGAAAAUGCUGAGAAGAAUGAGAUGCUGUUCUACCUACGGCAACAAAAGUUUCUUGAAUUGUUAGAAGCACGAGACCUUGGCUCGGCCUUGACCGUGCUUCGGCACGAACUGACACCUCUCAACUAUGACGUUGGGCGUCUUCAUGCUCUUUCGAGCUUGUUGAUGUGUCCUCCUGAGCAUCUGCAUCACCAAGCUGGCUGGGAAGGGCCCAUAAGCUCUUCUCGAGAGCGGCUAUUAUCUGAACUGUCAAAAUCCAUAUCUCCAUCCGUGAUGAUUCCAAACAACCGUCUUGCAAUUUUGCUAAAUCAUGUCAAGCAAAAUCAAAUCAACCGCUGCUUAUAUCAUAAUACUGCAGCCCCUCCGUCGCUAUAUUCGGACCAUAUGUGCGAUAGAAAUGAUUUUCCACUUCGAACUGGUGUUGAACUAAGUCAGCAUUCAGACGAGGUCUGGUAUUGCCAAUUUUCCCAUGACGGCUCAAAGUUGGUCACAGCAGGGCGGGACCGUCACGUAUACAUCUAUGACACAACCAACUUUUCUGUGUACCGGCAGUUGGAGAAGCACGAGGAGGGUGUUGCGCACGUCAGUUGGAGUCCGGACGAUAGCAAACUCAUCACGUGCUCUCAGGACAAGAAAGCACGCGUCUGGAGUGUUGAGACCGGCCGCUGCCUUCUGACCAUCAAUCAUCAUCGGCAGCCUGUAACGGCUGCCGUAUGGGCUGCAGAUGGAGAGUCCUUUGUGACCGCGUCCCUUGAUUUAAGCUCCCAACUAUGUCACUGGAGCAUGCGAGGCGAUCCUCUGUAUACAUGGCACGGUGGCUUCAGGGUUCAAGAUUGCGCCAUCACUCCCGACGGACGCCGAUUGAUCGCUGCGGAUGUCGAGGAAAAGAUUCAUGUUUAUGACUUUGCGACUCACGAAGAGGAAUAUUGUCUCGCACUGAAGAGCAAACCCACUUCUGUAGCUGUCAGCAGAGACUCACGAUAUAUGCUCGUGAACCUGUCUGAAGGUCAGAUACAGCUGAUCGACCUUGAUACUACAGAGGUUAUCAGGCGUUUUCAGGGACAAAAACAGGGUCACUUCGUCAUCCGAAGUGCCUUUGGUGGCGCAGCUGAAAACUUUGUCGUCAGUGGCAGCGAAGAUUCACGGGUCUACAUAUGGCACAAAGAAAAUGGUACGCUAGUAGAAACGUUAGAGGGUCAUAUUUCAGGUUGUGUCAACGCGAUAUCCUGGAAUCCUACAAAUCCUGGCAUGUUUGCAUCUGCAGGUGAUGACUGCUUUGUCAGAAUCUGGACCCGCGAACGUGACAUGCAGCGAUAUGCCCCAGCUAGCAAAGGCGAGGCGGUAUCAGUGAAUGGCUCCGCACGCACGAGUGCACUACGAUCAACGUCAAGUUUCUGA